GGGCUGGAGUGUGGCCGGUGGAGCCAUGGAGUCUAGUUAAAUAGAGGUGAAGUGGUUGAUAUAUUUACUCAGUUGCUUGGUGGAAGUAGAAGGUACUAGAGGCGUUUCCAUGGACAACAGCUUGCAUUCGAGGAUGGCAAGUGAUGUCGACAUGGGAGUAUCUGGCGGAGAUGUAGAUGCUGUUUGUGUUGCUCGGAGGGCGGUUCUGUGUGAGGCGGUCAAAGCUUUCAAUGGGUCUGUUCCUGUUUAUCACCACGACAUCUGCAAUGGUGUUUUCACUGCUACGGUUUUUGUGCUGUUUCCUUUGUCUGGUGGAGUCGACGCCAUUUCAAUGAUGGAUGCAAGAGGAGGAGGUAGAAGAACAAAGGAUGAAGCUGAGGAGAGUGAUGCAGAUGCUCUGCUAUCUGUCCUGGAGGAGAAUCUGAAAGCUGAGGCGGAUGAUAUUACAGAGCAGCUAGCAAAGCUUAGCAUGUGAGAUGUGGAGAUGAAUAAAUCUAUGUGUGGAGUGUCUAUAUCUAAGUACUGAUGUGUAUCUUAGAGCAAGUUUAAUUUCCUGUCAUGUGUUGGACGCUCUUACUGAGGCUAAUUUGUGUGACCAUGUACCGACCAAUAGAGAGGAUGUGACUUGGUACUUGCUAUUUUAAGUUA
Messenger RNA from Panicum virgatum (switchgrass), 648 nucleotides. RefSeq lists its product as uncharacterized. The transcript has 2 exons. The coding region runs from base 110 to 475 and encodes 121 amino acids. Lineage: Eukaryota; Viridiplantae; Streptophyta; Magnoliopsida; Poales; Poaceae. The record is from RefSeq and is a predicted model, not a curated record.